CAAUUUAGUCGGGUACCUAUAUAAUCUUAUAUGUAUAUUCGAUUAUUUACGUUAAGUUGAGUUUUGUGGCCAGAAGAUCAGAUUCUGUUGCUGGAAGUUUUGUACCUCCUAUUUACGUACUUCAUCUCGAAAUAAUCAGGAUAACCAGAAAAUUUAAAAGAAAAACAAAAACAAGUCAAGGAAAACAAUCGUCGAGCUGAAGGUAAUGCAUUCCCAAUCAUAUCUUCAUUUCACCAUUUUUUGGGGGUUUCUGAGCAUCUCAGUUCAUGGAUUCCACGUGAAUAAUUCUGACACGCAUUCCAUAAGUGGAUCAAUUCGUUCUACUGAUCUUCCUGAAAACACAUCUGAUUCACUAUCAGAAUCUUUCAUCGAGUUGAUUAAACAAUUAACGGGUAUACAAGUUUAUUUGGAAACCAAGACGAGAGAUAUGGAAAAACGAGACAUUGAAUUGAGUCUGAAAGAAAAAGAAGCUGAAAAACAAAAGGAUGGAAUAAAAAGCCUAGAGCAGCUGCUCAAGCGAAAGGAAGAAUACAUCAAUAAAACAGCCGAAACUCUCAAUAAAACUGACUCCCAAGUAAAGCUUAGAGAGGCAGAGGUAAAACAAAAGGAAGACACAAUCAACAAAAAAGAAACCGAAGUCAAUUAUAACGAAUACUUGUUAAAAACACGAGAGGCAGAAGUAAAUAAAAAGGAAGACACAAUCAACAAAAAAGAAACUGAAGUCAAAAACAAUGAACAAUUGUUAAAAACACGAGAAAAACAGGUGAAUGAAAAAGAAAACGAAUUGGAAAAAUCGAAUGCAGGUGUGAGGAAGCAAAUAGAGCAAUUGAAACAGAAGGAAGAAACCAUUGAGAGAACUGAAACUGAAAUCGAAAAGAGAGAAAAAAAUUUGAAAAAACAAGAAGAAGUAUUGAAGAAAGAAGAAAUUAAAUUCUGUUCAGUUUCUUGGGUUCGUGUAUCUAGUGGUGAUGAACCUGCAAAUGCACUUGUAGGAGGACAAUACUAUUCACACGCUACCUUGUAUGUUGGGCGAGCUCACCAUAAAGGUUCCCUGAUUCCUGGAAAAGUAUAUCUCGGGACUAGGAUAUAUAUUGUAGAUAGUGGCCGUGAACAUAGAUACAAUGACAAUUAUGAAGUUGCUACAUUUGAUGAAAAAAAUAUCUGUCGAAUCUUUUGGGUCAAGGCAUCCUAUGGCAACGUCCCUACAAACGCAAUUGUAGGAGGAUAUGACAGUUCUGGAGAAAAAUUAUAUGUCGGAAGAGCAAUUCGCGAUGGUAAUUUGACUCCAGGAAAAGUACACCCCAGUCAUCAUUGCUUGUACAUUGGAUAUGAUGACCUUGAAUUUCGUUACACCCAGUACGAAGUUGCGGUAAUCGGAUUACGAGAUGAUAGCUAAGCCACACAUACGUUCAGCAAUUUUCCAAACAAAAAAAUCCUACCUAAGAGUUUAACUAGAAAAAAAAAUGUGUUUUAGGAUUUGUUUCAUGUUUAGUUUUCACAAAAACCUAUCUUGUCAACGUUCAAAAAAAUAAAAUAAAAAAUGGUUGAAAAAA
Molecule: messenger RNA, 1553 nt
Organism: Planococcus citri (citrus mealybug)
Lineage: Eukaryota; Metazoa; Arthropoda; Insecta; Hemiptera; Pseudococcidae
Product: repetitive organellar protein-like
Exons: 2
Coding region: 206-1396 (396 amino acids)
Source: RefSeq, a predicted model, not a curated record